AUGGUUGAGGUAGGUGCCUCUGCCAAUGUGGUUCUGGAAGCUAUCAACUCGAAAAUGGGGGAGGAGCGUGCCUAUCCUAAGGUUGGUCUGAAUGUUGCCAAAUGGUCGAUCGUAAUACUUGUCCACAGCAUCACGGCAUUGAAGCGCUUUUUGCACGGGGAUGACCUGGCUGGUCAGCUGCUUCAGCUUGCUGAGCAGUUGCAACUCGUCACCUUUCAAAAGCGGGCUGGGUGUCUUGAGGCCUCAUGCGUCCUUCGGGGCAUUGUAAGGAUGACUCAGUCCAACUGCCUGAAUGCGGCGUUAGCGUUUUUGGAUUUUGCCAAACCGUUCGACACUGUGUCAAUUAACACAAUUAUUCGAGUCGCAGCAGCACAUGGAGACCCACCAGAGCUCCAGCAUUCUUUGCGUGCGUUAUACACCUCUUCGAAGUUGCUCCUUGACGACGAGGUGUCGGAUUGUCACAGAGGGGUGAGGCAGGGGGACCAACUGUUUCCUCUCUUUUUCAUCAUGGUUUCAACGAUUGCUGCUACACUGCCUGAUCGGGGUGCGACUAUUUGGGAAGAGAUUGGUGCUUUGGCAUACGCUCAUAAUCUUGUGUUGUUCGCAUUCUCCCAAGAGGCGUUAUCUGUGAAGCUGCGGGCUCUGCAGCACACUCUAUCGGCGACAGGUGUCGAAGAGGAACUCUGCGAAGCGGAAAGCCGAAAGCUUCGGGAGAUCGACGCUGAUGGGCAAAGGCUUUGUAGCCAACUGCUUUGGGCGGGACGCUCUCGGAGGUUCGGGACGACAAGUGAAGGAGGAUCUUCUUUGGAAGGACUACAAAUGGGGUUCUCACUAUCCCAGGAACCUACUUACACAUUCCCUGGAACUUGA
This is a messenger RNA of Dicrocoelium dendriticum, 870 nucleotides long. The record is from the annotation of a GenBank genome assembly. Lineage: Eukaryota; Metazoa; Platyhelminthes; Trematoda; Plagiorchiida; Dicrocoeliidae.